UGAGCGGAGGAGAGGAGGCCGAGUCCAGCUCACGGCACGACUACGAUCAAACCGAGCAACGUUCAAGUUAUAAUUCAUCUUAUUAAAAAAGGCUUCAGGAAAUCAUCAUCUUAUCUGAAGGAGUCUGGGGCGACUACGGCAUUUACACCACAAGGAACCAGCCAGCAUCACUCUCCGUCUUCCAAUGGUGUUUCGCCCGAAGAUCAUUUUAAUACUGUUCAAUCAUUGGAUUUCCUGACUGUGCAGUGACACUUCAGGGUCAGGCCAGGCUUGAUGCAAAAAAUGCUAGCAACUAGAUUUACCAAAUGUCUGUGGACCGCAGGAUUCACCAUUAUCACUUAUGUAGCUUGUCAACAGGGACUUUGGGAAGCACUUCAUGUCACAAGAUACUUUACUCCCACUGGACAACAGAGAGCGAAAUUGGAUGCUCUUUUACUUCAACAAAGAAACCAUAGCAAUGAAAUACAGAAUUUUAUAACUCUUCACGAUGGGAAACUUGAAGACCCUUGGCAUGUUGAACAGAGGAUACGGGCUGCUGCAGUGAGAAGAGAAUGUAUAGGUUGGGAAAAAAACCCUCAAGACUUGCCAUCAAAACUAGAAAACCUCCAUCACCUUCUUGUAGAUGACCACCAUAGAGCCAUAUACUGCUACAUACCAAAGGUUGCCUGCACAAACUGGAAAAGAUUAUGGAUGGUACUGACUGGUUUAACUAUAAUCAAGGAUCCAGUGCUUAUACCUCAUGAUCUCCCUCAUGAAAUCCAUCAUAGGAUGAUGCUGAUUAAACAACCAAUCAGUAUCUCCACUCUCCAAAAAAAGCUACUUACCUACUCCAAAAUUAUAGUUGUAAGAAAUCCUUAUGAACGCCUUAUCUCAGCCUUUAGGGACAAGUUUGAAGGAAAAGGCAGCACACAUUAUAAAAAAAAUUAUGCUUACCACAUAAUGAAAAAUUACCGUAAAAAUAUCAAUACAUCUGAAAUUCCAGUAUCAGGAGAUGGCCUUACUUUUUCUGAAUUUGUAACUUACAUCAUAAACUUAUCAAGAAGUAAUUACGACGAGCACUGGAAAUCUUAUGCCGACAGCUGCUAUCCAUGUGGUAUUCACUAUGAUGUCAUUGCAAAAUAUGAGACAAUGGCAGAAGAUUCAAAGAGGUUUCUUAACCUUAUAAAGGCUCCAUCCAAUCUCCACUUUCCAAAAUAUGCACCAACCAAUACUUCCAAACUUAUAAGUUCCUAUAUGGCCAAACUGUCCACCCAUCAAAGAAAGGCUCUUUAUUCUGUUUAUGAAAAAGAUUUUAAAAUGUUUCAAUACAAUGAAAUUAGAACUUAAAUGAUGGAAAAAAUAAACAGCAAUAUACAUAUCAAAAUAUUUAAUGGAAACAGUAAACAAGCAAUUACAAUAUUUGCAAAUGACUUAUAAAACACUAGAGAGCCUAAACAAAAUAAAAUAAAAUCUUUAGUCUCCUAUGUAAAACCUGAUCAUCAUAUGCUAUGGACCACCUAUAAUUUCCUAAAUUUUAUAGUAUUCAUAAAUACUAUUGCUACACUUACUGCACACUUAUAUUACAAAGAAAUAUAAAUAGACAUUUAAUAGACUACAAUGAAAGCUAUCUACGUCCCCUUCCACCUCCCCGUCCUCGGCUGCCUCUUCCACCUCCUCUCCCACCUCUAGGACCUCCUCUACCACGUCCCCCUCUUCCUCUCCCUCUACCACGCCCACUUUCCUGAGAAGCUCUAUGCUUUUCAACGAGAGGAGUGAGAGUGCAGCUGCAGAAAAUACAUCCAGUUGCAGUCAACUGUCCAUCCUUGAGCUUGCUUUUGCCCUAAAAAUAAAAUUUGCACUAGCAUUAAAAUGGUGAGGGAAAUAUUUCUAUAAAACAUAUUGUCUAGUAUUUCAUCAAAAGUUGUUACUAAUAACUUACUGAUAGUGAGAAAAAACAAGACAUUUUAUUAAACAGAUUAUUGAUAAACUAAGUAGAAGAAAAACCUCUAACUAAAUAAUAUGAAGUACAUAAUUAAGAGAUGAUUAUGUGAACCUAAUUUUUCAUUACCUCUCUGUAUUCCACAGUAACACACUGUGAUCCACAGUCGUCACAAACAUCUUCCAGCACCUGCACUCUACUGGCUUUAUCAAAUAAGUUGAUAAUAACAUCACACCUGGUAAAACAACAACAAAAAAAUUCAAUGCAAGUGAGUGUAGACAAUAAAAUGGCUACUUCACAUUCUACAAAGAUAAAUGUUCUUUUGAGUCAAUACAUAGGGAUUCCUGUAAGGGUAGUGGAUUAUACCAAAAUCCAUCAAACCUUUGAAAAAUACAUCUCAAAACUUUCAAAACACCUUUUUUUUUUCUUUACAACAAUAACAGCAUCAAAGCAACUAACUGCAGUAUUCAAGUGUUAGGGCUUUAAUGUUUCUUCAUAAAUGACAAAUGCACACACACAACCACACUGGUCUUCAUGUAAUGAAUAAUACAGGUCUUUUUUUCAGCUAAGAGCAUGGCAUAGGUGACCACAUUUCUAGUAGCUUUUCCUCAUCACUGGUGACAGUGAUUUUAUACAUAUCGUGCCUUCCAAAAAGAUACUGAAAAAUCUAAAACAAAGUCUCCAUAUCAGAACUUACCACCAGCCACUACCUGGUGAUCAUCUGUAGACCUCUGAACACUGACAAUGACAAGUAUGUUGCCAAUAUCACAGCUUAUCUAAUGUUUUGAAAUCUUUCUGAUAAAUUUUUUUAUAGGCCUAGUAUAUCAAACAACUUCAAUAUGCUAAUUUUUAUGUAACUUUAAGGUUAAUUUCAUCAGAAGUGAAGCAAAUUUUGUUAUAAGCCUUUUGGGUAUUAAAUAACAUUACCUAUAAAAAGAGAUUAUUCUGUUCCAGUGUCAUGAGGAAAACUACUAAAAAAAGACUCUUAACUGUUACAAGUACUAGAAAGUUUUGACAGUUACGAGUACUAGCAAGGAACAUAACCAAUCUUGUGUAACACAAAAUAAAUUAGCAACAUCUAAUAAUAAGUUUUAAUGUAAAAUUAUCAUCAAUAAAUAAUUCAACCAGA
Messenger RNA from Macrobrachium nipponense, 3047 nucleotides. RefSeq names its product carbohydrate sulfotransferase 11-like. The transcript is spliced from 7 exons. Gene Ontology annotation, biological process: carbohydrate biosynthetic process. The record is from RefSeq and is a predicted model, not a curated record. The coding region runs from base 274 to 1326 and encodes 350 amino acids. Gene Ontology annotation, cellular component: membrane. NCBI's taxonomy places the organism in Eukaryota, Metazoa, Arthropoda, Malacostraca, Decapoda, Palaemonidae. Gene Ontology annotation, molecular function: sulfotransferase activity.